Molecule: messenger RNA, 2602 nt
Organism: Cottoperca gobio
Lineage: Eukaryota; Metazoa; Chordata; Actinopteri; Perciformes; Bovichtidae
Product: E3 ubiquitin-protein ligase MARCH2-like
Biological process (GO): protein ubiquitination
Molecular function (GO): ubiquitin-protein transferase activity; zinc ion binding
Source: RefSeq, a predicted model, not a curated record
UUGAGUCACAUGACCAGUGCACAGCUGAGGGAUGCUGCUGGGGUAGGCUUGCCCGUUGCUAGCCUGUUAGCAACGUUAGCCGUGUCUAGUAAUCCUGGCUGAACCAUUCAUUUCUUUUCACAUUUUCGAACAAAAGCAACCAAGGGAGAUAUGCUACAAGCCAUGGAGAGGAUACAGUGCAUGUGGUCGUCUUUUGUGUCCCCUCAUAUCAUCAGCUUUCGGUUAGAUGUCAAUGUCAUAGUUUGUAGCUAGGGUUGUCCAGUUAGCUCAGCUAGCUGGUGUCUGGUUAACGCAGGCCAAGGCCGAGCGAGAAACGGGAAGGCCGUCGGGUGGACAGAGAAGGAGAGGAGAGGAGCAGGACGUUUGGAUCAGACCUUCUUUUGAAGUCGCCCUCACUAUCAUCUUCGUCACCAUCACCCUCAGCUGAGCCAUGUCUUCGUCAGGGUGCUGCCACCUACCUGGCUCCCUUUGUGAUUACUCCGGGAACGCAGAAUCUGAUGCCUCCAAGGAUUCGGAGGAGUCUGAUUCUACCGCACAGGCCCAAUACAUUGCCAAAGUUACAGCUAAAGAUGGCCGCCCACUCUCCACCGUUGUAAAAGCGGUGAGCUUGCAGAGUGAUGUGGGCAUGUGUCGGAUUUGUCAUGAGGGAGCUGGAGGGGAGACACUGCUCUCACCCUGCGACUGCACUGGUACGCUGGGUAAAGUGCACAAGAGCUGCUUGGAGAAGUGGCUGUCCUCCUCCAACACCAGCUACUGUGAACUCUGUCACACAGAAUUCACUAUUGAACGACGACCACAACCACUCACACAGUGGCUGAAGGACCCAGGCCCUCGCAGUGAGAAGCGCACGCUGCUGUGCGACAUGGCCUGCUUCCUGCUCAUCACACCGCUGGCAGCCAUCUCUGGCUGGCUGUGUCUGAGGGGAGCCCAGGACCAUCUGCAACUGAAGAGCAGAUUGGAGGCUGUUGGCCUCAUCGCCCUCACUAUCGCCCUCUUCACCAUCUACAUCCUCUGGACACUGGUGUCAUUUCGGUAUCACUGUCAGUUGUACUCGGAGUGGAGGAGGACCAAUCAGAAAGUGCGCCUGCUCAUGCCUGACAUGAAAGGGGCGCACACCACCCAACGUUCUGUGCCGACCAAGUCGACCAAGAAAAUGACUGAUGAGACCAUCGUAUGAGUGCAGAGCGCUGGCAAGAGGAAUAUUUAAAAUAACGCCCACUGAAGCGCUUUCUAAAAAAACAAAAUUAAUCGUAUUAAUAAACUUUUGCACUUCAUAAGGACCAUUCUAAAAGGGGAGAGAAACAUUCUCCACCUGUUUUCUUUUAUUGAAGCACUUGAUGUAAACUACUACGGUGGCCGCAAAAGCCACAAAAGUGGUUCUGGGAAGAACUCAUUCCGGAGUCAGAGACGAUGUUGAAACGCGGAGUUGUCACCGGACAGCCAGUGUUGGGAUGGGAACGACUGAAGACGUGGAUAAUGGACUAACCUGCCCAACUGUAUGUCCGUUACACAAACUUAUGAAAUACUAAGACACGAGCUAAUGUAGCAGGAUAUAACUGAUUCAGCAUGCUACUACAGUAUAAUAUGAAGCAUAUUCACUACCUAUAAUUCCCCCAUGCCCCUUCACAAUGUAUUUAGCUGUUUUUUGAACAAUGGGGCAGCCAAUAGCCCGGCAGAGGAUAAUAACCUAAAAACAUGAUUGACAAAGUCUACCUGUGAAUAUUCUUUGUCAACAAGUAGAGGGCGACAGUCGCUCAUACCAACGUUGUUGUCUACUAUCUGAACCCCUCUGAAGUUUCCUGGUAAAGCUUUAUCAUUGCUGUAUGAACGGUGAAAAUCUAAUUAUUUUCCUGUUUAGACAACAGCUAAGGCACCAUAUAUUUAUCACACUUGUCACAGGGUCGGUGAAGAUUGUGGUAUGUGGGAUAACCGCAGCCGUUAUACUGCAGUGCAGUGAUGUAUAAGUAAAUGGUAUUGAAGGAGCAGAAAAGUGUUUACAUUCUAAAUGUCUCUGCUAAUGUCAUAAAAGUGCAUUAGCAAACGGCCCUGCUCCACUUGUAAAUGCACCAUUCAUUAAUUGAGCUGCCUAGCAAAGACCAGAAGUUAUGUCGUACAUCACAAGAGAUGCAGUUUAAAUAGAAGAGAUACAGAUAUCUUCAGAAUAGUGAGACUACAGACUUUUGUCGGAUAUGGAAACACAGAGAUGUACCAGAGCAGGCUUGUAUUCAGUAAAGCUGCAAAAGAGAAAUGUGUUUUGAGACGUCAAUGUAUGCAGCAUAUGCUAUACAAAGUAUUGUGUGUCAUUGUAGUCUUCCUGCUGCAUCCCCGGAAAAGUUGGGUUAUUGUGCAAUAAAACACGAGGGACUCCUGGACUAAAUCAAUGUGAAAUGUCACUUGUUUAUUGGUUGUUUAUGUAUAUCUUUGGAAAUAUAUCUAAUGAUAAAUCGCUGUAGGGAUCGUGCCCUGUGAUUUCAUAAUGCUCUCAAUGUUUUCCCAUUUAAGUUGUUUGUGCUGGGCGACCUUUAACUCAUUCUUUGAAGGACAGUCAGUGUAUACUGUGAACAUUUACCCAAGUGCAGUACUAAAGUACAAUUUCAGUCUA